Messenger RNA from Saccharomycopsis crataegensis, 1341 nucleotides. RefSeq names its product Ufe1p (gene UFE1). The coding region runs from base 1 to 1341 and encodes 446 amino acids. The transcript has a single exon. Gene Ontology annotation, biological process: retrograde vesicle-mediated transport, Golgi to endoplasmic reticulum. NCBI's taxonomy places the organism in Eukaryota, Fungi, Ascomycota, Saccharomycetes, Ascoideales, Saccharomycopsidaceae. Gene Ontology annotation, cellular component: endoplasmic reticulum; SNARE complex. The record is from RefSeq and is a predicted model, not a curated record.
AUGACCGAUCUAACUCCUUUCUUCAAUCAAUGCUUGUCAAUAUACAAUGAAAGCAAUCUGGCAGUAAUCUCCCAAAAACACCACCAGCGACACCACCAGCCCAAUAACCGUCGUCUUCAAGUUCAGGACAGCUUCCAUAAGGAAUGCCACGACCUAUACACAGAAAUCUACGGGCUUCACGAUUUAAUUGAAUCUGUAAAGCCAAAUUACUUAAUCUCCAAUACCGCUUUGAGGGAUUUCGAUGACGAUGACGAUGAUGACGAUGAUGAUGAUGAUGAUAACAAUAUCGAUGACGAUGACGAUGAUGAUUUUGACAUUGACGAUCUAAAUGCGGUGGUGGGCGAAUCAAAAAAGAAACCAGUGUCAUCCAAAAAGAAAAACACUCUAAAGGCCACUUUCUCUGAGGAUGAUCGUGAUCUAUUCGAUUCGCAAUCCAAUCUAUUGCUCCACAAGUUCUCCCAGAAAUUGAACCAUUUAGAAACCUACGAAUCUAAAAGAUUCGACGCCAUGUGGUUCAGUGAAAAAUUCAAUCACACUGACGAUCCCGCCAAUAAUAAAUCUAGCAACCCAUCCAAAACGUUCUCAUUGAUGAAGAAUUACAUUUCGUUCUCUUUGAGAAAAGACGAGUACCAGCAAAUUAACAAACAAAUCCACGCUCAUCGUGAAGGGGUCCUCAAUUCAUUAUCCCUCCAACUUAAAAGAAUAUCCGCGACAUUGGGCGAUAUGCAAAGCAUUAGACUUCGUCGUAAAUUGGAAGAACGAUCCAAUGAAUUGCAUGCCCUUGGCACUCACGAUAUUGUCGGUGAUUCCAGCCCCGAAUUGCAAGAAUCUGGAGUUGAUCGGAUGGCCGACAAUCUGCCACAAACUACUACUACCACUACUACUGCUACUACUACUACCGCCAACAAUCCCGAAUCAUUCAAUAUGUCGUAUAAUGAUCAACUUCAAAUCGAUGGUGAUGGAGCAAUUAAUGAUGAGUCCCUAGAAUUUUACCAGGAAAGCCUUGCGUCACUUUCCCCAAAACAAGUCCAACAAUUGCAGGCGGAAAGCUCGGCGCUUUUAGACUCGAAACUUGCCGAGCUUGCUAAAGUUAAAACCCUCCAGAAAUCAACCGCUGAUAUUGCUAAUUUGCAACGUGAAUUAGCGGUGCAUGUUGAAGCUCAAGCAGAACAAAUCAAGUUUUUGCAAGAUGACCAAGAGAUAGCAGAGUUGGAUAUUUUAAAAGGGAACAGAGAAAUGAAAAACGCAAAACAGCGGGGUAGAACGGCAAGUAAAAUUAUUGUGUGGGCCAGCGUUAGUUUAGGGGUUUUCAUCUUAUUAUUUGAUGCUGUGAUCAUUUAA